This is a messenger RNA of Diabrotica virgifera virgifera (western corn rootworm), 3217 nucleotides long. RefSeq names its product integrator complex subunit 4 (gene IntS4). Lineage: Eukaryota; Metazoa; Arthropoda; Insecta; Coleoptera; Chrysomelidae. Bases 282 to 3158 code for a protein of 958 amino acids. Gene Ontology annotation, cellular component: integrator complex. The transcript is spliced from 2 exons. The record is from RefSeq and is a predicted model, not a curated record. Gene Ontology annotation, biological process: snRNA processing.
UCAUUCUAUCUUUUUCUCUUCUUUUUCUUCGGUCACUUGUGUGUGACAUUUAUAGGUUAUAAAUAAAGUUUAUGAAAUUAUGAAGUUUCGAACUAAACAGAUUUGAACAGAUUAUUAAAGACUCCCAACUCCCAGUCUUUAAAUUAUUUUUGAUUACAAAAAUAAGGUUCUAUCUAUGACAAAAAAGAAGAAUAUAACUAUAACAACAUUAACCUAAUUUAUAUAAAGCAUUUACCAAAUACACUAGUAAUAAAUUAUGUUUUAAACAGUGAUUAAUUAAAAUGGCUGCAGUUUUAAAAAAGAGAGCUCUGGCUGAAUACAGCCAAACAAUCCAAGAGCCUACUUCUGGUAUUCCUACUAAAAGACUUCGUUUGGUAAAAAAACAAAUAUCAACAUCUGGAAAGAACUUCUUGACUUUAGUAAACCACUUAGAAGAAUGCAAAACAAGCAAUGAGGUUUUAAACUUGCUUCUCCAAAUAUCUGAUACAGAUCUGGACGCUAGUGAUAUAAGUGAGGCAGUUAAGAAACUUGGAGAUCAUUUUAAAAACGAGAAGGAAUCAUCUGUAAGAGUGAAAAUUCUUUCUUUGUUGUAUGAAAUUGGUGUAGAAAAUAAUUCUGAAGUUGUGGCUGUAAUAGACGAAACUAUAUUGCUGUUAAAAAAUGACAAUUCCCAUAAGGUCAUCGCACAAGGAAUGAAUACAAUUUUAAAGUUAGGCAAAUUGGUAGCUGACGUUGCUACUGCAUUUCAUGUGAAGCUAGUAGAAGUUGCUAAAUUGUAUUUGAAAGACACUAGUCAUGCUGUGAAGUGUAAGUGCUUGGAGAUAAUUGGUGUCCAUUCUCCGUUAACUACAGAUGAAAAUACUGAAACGUUAGUACAUCUCAUAAGAUCUUAUUUUAAUCAUGACGAUGCACGGGUUAGAUGUCAAGCUUUCUCAACGAUUGUAUGUCUACAUGAAAGAAACUUCAAGAUUAAUCCAAAUAUUUAUAUAGAUGUCAGUAAUGCCCUUAAAGAUGACUAUGAAAUCGUUAGACAUGUUGUUUUAAAGCUUAUCUGGUUGUUAGGUAAUACAUAUCCUGAAAAUGAAAUAUUUGUACCUGGAAGUGAACAUGAGAUCAGAUUGAUAGAUGAUGCUUUUGGUAAAAUAUGCAAUGGGGUUACUGACCUUUCCAUGAAUGUAAGGACACUAGCUGCUCAAUUGUUAGGUUCUAUGAAGCUAGUCAGUCCAAAGUUCCUGUGCCAAACUUUAGACAAAAAGUUAAUGUCCAACAUGAGAAGAAAACGAACAGCUCAUGAGCUAGCCUGGGAGAAUGUAACCAGUGGAGAAUGGGCAAGUGGAAAGAAAUGGGCUGAUGAUGCUCCAAAAGAAGUUCUAGAUGCAGACAGUAUAAGUCUUAUGAGCAGUGGAGCUUGUGGUGCAUUUGUGCAUGGUUUAGAAGAUGAGUUUUUGGAAGUGAGAUCAACAUCUGUUGAAUCACUUUGUCAGCUGUCAAUAAGUAAUCCACAUUUUGCCAAUAUGGCACUAGAUUUUUUAGUAGAUAUGUUCAAUGAUGAAAUUGAGGAUGUAAGACUUAAAGCUAUUGAUAGUCUAAGGUUAAUAUCAGAGCAUAUCAUUUUAAGAGAUGAUCAAUUAGAAACUAUAUUGGGAGCUUUGGAAGAUUUUUCUCAAGAGGUUAGGGAAGGUCUGCAUAGAAUGUUGGCUUCUUGUAAGAUGUCUACAUCUGCAGGAUUGAAGAUGUGCGUUGAAAAGCUGUUAGAUAAUUUAAAAAAGUACCCUCAAGACAAGAGAUCAACUUUUCAUUGUUUGCAAAAAGUAGGUUCUAGGCAUCCAGAGCUAGUACUACCUCUAGUACCACAGUUUUUAAGUAUACAUCCAUUUUUUGAUACUGCUGAACCUGAUGUAGAUAAUGCUCAGUAUAUUUGCCUUCUUAUAUUGAUUCUCAAUGCUGCACAACAUUCUCUUACUAUAGUGCAACUAUUGGAACCACACACAUUGAGACACUAUCUUUAUUUAAGAGAUACCAUGACUCAAUAUGUUCCAAUAUUAAGCUUGCCAGACUCAAAUUUACAUUCUAUCCCUAGACCGAUGUCUGUUCCAGAAAGUUUAAAUUUUUUAAACAAUGUUAUUAAUAAUUUGGAUAUAGCAGAGAGUAAUGUAAGGGUACAGGCUUCAUUAUUACAAACAGCUAAGGAACACUUACACAGACUUAGCGAAAUGGAUGCAACUGUUGCUGGAACAGCACAGUUUACAGCCUUGUAUAUUUCUGCCCAGCUAGAGAUUUUUCAGGUUCUGGAAAAAGGAUUUUGGGCAAAUCCUAGCAUUCUAGCUACACAGCAAUCCCACAAUCUUAAAACCAGCAUACAGAACUUACUCCAGUUAUGUCUGAAACUUCAAUUCUUCUUUGUAGGACUCAGUUCAGUAGAGCAAUGUGCUGUAAAACAGCUAAGACUACAAGCUUUAGCUUUAAACCUAGUAUAUAUAGUUAAAGGUAGCAACGCUUCAGCAUUAGCUCCUUGUCACCAUUUCCUUACUGUAGUAGAGGAUAUGCAGAGAGAUUUGACUGUUGCUGGUCUUCAACCAGACAAUUUUACAGCUUUUGUAUUUUCUGAAUUGUCUCAACUAGAAGAACCUAAACCUGGAGCUGUUUCUAGAGUGCUUAUACCUAUUUUGUCAGAAACCAAGAUGGGAAAGAUACCUUCACCAAAUAUUAAUAUUAGAAUGAGUUCUGCUAUUAUUUUAGAGCCCACAAAUCGAAGUGAUACAUCAUUAAAGUUUACUGCAGGUUUGAUUAUGUCUGUACCAUUUGAGGCGGAACUUAAACACUUGAUAGACCCAACCAGAGUGCGGUUGAAGGUGAAAUAUCCAGAUCAAAGAACACAGAUAAUCCUUCCUCGUCCCGCACAUUUGAAGCCACUUUAUUAUGAUGCUACAGAAAGAGAUAACGAGAUUGGUCACAAUAUUAGACUUCUUACUUCAGUAUUGAUUUCACAUCAUGUGUGGUCUGAAGCUUGCGAUGUGGAAAUUAAUGUAGCUUUAGCCAUUCCAGAAGCUGACAUCGGCAAGAAGAAAACCAUCGCCGACUCUACGCCCACUUUGUUGGAUCUGUGCAAGCCUAUUAAAGUUAGUGUCGCUCCUAAACCAAUCAAAAAAACUUUAUAAUUUACUUAAAUAUGUUUAGUAUAGUAGUUAUUUUGUAAAUAAAAUUUCAUAUACUUUUA